AUGUCAGAAGAAGAAGCUGACAAAGUUAUUCGGGUUGCUUUGUUUAAUUUGCUGAUCCUCAUUACAGGAAAGCUUGUUGUUGGAGACUCACUAGAGACAGACAGGAAGGUAUUGCUGGAACUGAGGUCACUUCUGGGGAAACAAAAUCCAGUUAAUCAAGGAAUAUACACACAAUGGAAUGUACAGGACAAUUCGCCCUGCAACUGGCCAGGAAUUUCGUGUGAUAGCCUCGGGAAUCGUGUCACGAGGAUCGACCUUUCGAGAUGCAAGUUGUCGGGGAACAUAUUGAGUAACUUUUCGGCCUUGACAAAUCUUUCUCACCUCGACCUGUCACAAAAUACUAUAGGAGGGAUCAUACCGGAAGAUUUAAGCCAGUGUGUGAACCUUAAAUUCUUGAAUUUGUCACAUAAUAUUAUCACUGGAGAGUUCAACUUGACAGCACUCAGCAGCCUGGAGAUUCUUGAUUUGUCCGUCAAUAGAAUUGUUGGUCCUAUUGAACAAGCAAUUCCUCAAAAUUGCCAAAAUUUGAAGGUGGUGAAUAUUUCUUUAAACAAUUUUACUGGUGAAGUUGGAAGCAUCUUCGAAAAGUGCUCGAAUCUGAUGUAUCUCGAUCUCAGCUCGAAUAAUUUGACUGGAGACAUAUGGCCUGGUUCAGAUAGGCUCGAGGAAUUUUCAGUCGCGCAGAACAAAUUCUCUGGCAGUGUUCCCUCGUCAAUUUUCACACGAAAUUGUAGUUUACGGAGUUUUGAUUUAUCAGAAAAUCAAUUCUUCGGAGAAUUUCCCGCAGAAAUUUCCAAUUGCAAAGGUUUGAAAGUGUUGACAUUAUGGGGAAACAAUUUUACAGGGCUGAUUCCUAAAGAGAUUGGAUCCCUAUCUAAUCUUGAGGCACUUUACUUGGGGAACAAUAGUUUUUCCAGGGAAAUUCCAGAGUCUUUAACAAAUCUUAGCAACUUGGUUUUUCUGGAUUUAAGCAGAAACAACUUUGGAGGAGUUAUACAAGAAAUUUUUGGGCGAUUGACGCGAGUGCAAUUUCUCUUGUUGCAUAAAAAUUCAUAUACAGGAGGGAUAUAUUCCUCAAGAAUUCUUCAACUGCCUAACAUUACUCGACUGGACUUGAGCUUCAACAAUUUCUCCGGUCCACUACCCGUACUCCCCAGGAUGACAAGCUUGAGGUUUCUCGUUCUGGCCUACAACCAAUUCAGUGGAGAUAUACCUUCAGAGUAUGGAAAUCUCAAAGGGCUUCAAGCCCUUGAUCUUUCGUUCAAUCAGUUAAAGGGGUCUAUACCUAAGAGCUUGGGAAAUUUAACCUCACUUUUGUGGUUAAUGUUAGCAAAUAAUUCAUUGACAGGUGAAAUUCCGGCAGAACUGGGAAAUUGCAGCAGCCUUUUGUGGUUGAAUCUUGCAAACAAUCAACUUUCAGGGAAAAUUCCACCUGAAUUAACAAAUAUUGGCAAGAAUGUGACACCUACUUUUCUAAAAAACCGGCAAAAUGAUCAGCUCGUGGCUGGCUCUGGGGAAUGUUUGACAAUGAUGAGGUGGAUACCGGCAGAUUAUCCCCCGUUUAGCUUUGUAUAUGACCUCCUUACGAGGAAAAAAUGUCGAAGUCUUUGGGACCAGAUUCUUAAGGGGUAUGGCCUAUUUCCAGUGUGUUCACCGGGAUCAAAUAUACGGACUCUUCAGGUAUCAGGCUAUGUCCAACUUUCCGGCAAUCAAUUGUCUGGUGAGGUCCCUCUCGAGAUUGGGAACAUGCUGAAUUUCAGUAUGGUGCAUUUGGGAUUCAAUCAAUUCUAUGGUAAAUUUCCUCCCGAGAUAGGACGAUUGCCACUAGUGGUCCUUAACAUUUCACAGAACAAAUUUUCUGGUGAAAUUCCUCGGCAAAUUGGCAACCUCAAGUGCUUACUGAACCUGGAUUUGUCAUAUAACAAUUUCUCAGGUUCAUUUCCUACUAGCUUGAAUAACUUGAAUGAUUUGAGCAAGUUUAAUGUCUCGUACAACUCGUAUAUUUCUGGCGUAAUACCAACAACUGGACAGUUGUCAACGUUUGAGAAAUGGUCGUUCCUCGGGGAUCCACUUUUACGCCUUCCUUCUUUCAUUAAUAACACAACUGACAAUUCAGGAAACAAGAAUGGAAGGGCUAAGAGGACUACAAAGGUAGGAUCUACUCUAGUGGUUUUCGCAUUGAUACUCGCCUUUUUAGUAUGUGGCCUUAUGACUCUCACAGUCUACCUGUUGGUGAAACGUCCAAUAGACACACAGGGAUAUCUACUGGAGGAUUCGAAGGCUCAGCUCGAAUUUGCAUCAAGCUCAGGUGCAUCUUCGCCUUGGUUAUCAGACACGGUUAAGGUUAUCCGAUUGGACAGAACAACGUUCACACAUGAUGACAUUUUGAAGGCUACUCGGAGCUUUUCGGAGGACAGAAUUAUUGGCAGGGGAGGAUCGGGAAUAGUUUAUCGAGGAGUCUUGCCGGAUGGCAGGCAAGUGGCAGUGAAGAAAUUACAAAGAGAAGGACUUGAAGGGGAAAAAGAAUUCCGAGCUGAAAUGGAGUUAUUAAGUGGAAAUGGAUUCGGUUGGCCUCAUCCGAACCUUGUGAAACUAUACGGAUGGUGCCUUGAUGGAUCAGAAAAACUUUUGGUUUACGAGUACAUGGAAGGUGGGACUUUAGAGGAUCUUAUUACCGACAGAAUACACCUUAACUGGCGAAGGCGUAUCGAUGUGGCAGUAGACGUUGCAUGCGCCUUAGUCUACUUACACCAUGAGUGCUUACCGAGUAUAGUACAUAGGGACGUCAAGGCUAGCAAUGUACUUCUCGACAAGACAGGAAAAGCCCGUGUUACAGAUUUUGGACUUGCAAGGGUGGUGGAUGACGGAGGCAGCCAUGUUAGCACUAUGGUAGCCGGAACAAUUGGUUACGUUGCACCAGAAUAUGGUCAGACAUGGCAAGCCUCAACAAAAGGGGACGUUUACAGCUAUGGGGUGUUAGCAAUGGAACUAGCAACUGGGAGACGGGCUGUGGAUGGUGGCGAAGAAUGUUUAGUCGAAUGGGGCAAAAGGGUUAUGGGAAAUGGACGACAAGGCUUUGUUAAAAAUGUAAUCCCCGUAGCUCUACUGGUAUCCGGCUUAGCAGAGGGUGCGGAAUAUAUGUGUGAAUUACUUCGUAUAGGAAUAUUGUGCACAGCAGAGAACCCUCAUUCUAGGCCUAAUAUGAAAGAAGUUUUAGCCAUGCUAAUAAGGAUUUCAGGCAGCCAAAGUGAUUGUUCUUCAGAAAAGUGUCAACAGUUUCAUUAG
This is a messenger RNA of Fraxinus pennsylvanica, 3285 nucleotides long. The record is from the annotation of a GenBank genome assembly. Lineage: Eukaryota; Viridiplantae; Streptophyta; Magnoliopsida; Lamiales; Oleaceae.